AAUACAUUGAAACUCUGCAAGGGGAUCAGUUACCAGACUCCUUUGAACUGGAAGAGAUCCAGAGUGUUGAUGAAGAAAGCCCUGCUAGAAUGGCUCUCAAAAGUAUCUAUAUAGCAGAUUUGCAGAGAGACAAUAGCUGUCAGUCAGACAGUAGUGGAUUUCUGGAGGAACCGUUCAUCCCCCUAUCUCUGCAGGCUCCACAACCCCAAGACAUCAGUGAUGACAGCAUUGACAGUCAAGCCACAUUGCAGGAAAGCAGAACGUGCUCAAUCCUGGGCCAGGACACUGAACACAAAACAGACUGUUUUGCAAAGAGCUCUAUUGACAAUAAUUGUACACUUUCUUUAGGAACACACUUAGUUUUGCAUAUUUUCCCAGAAGAAAACAAAUCAUAUAUAGAAAACGAUAAUGAGGACAAUCCUGGUGAGGAAAGUGUGGUUGAGACAAGUGGAUUCCUGGAUGGAAGCAGUCGUAUAGACACAAGUCAAAGUCUGGCUCCAGAUAACAGUUCUCACUUAAAUACUCAGGUCCAGGUUCAGAGCAAUGAUUCACAGAGCCAGAAUGAAUAUCCUGCAAUGAUUAAGGGUAGGACACCAGCAACUGAGAACUAUACCAUCAGUGGAUCCCCAGAGGCAACCCAACGUCUGCCAGAAUGUGUUUCUUGUUCGAGCAAUUUCAUGACCGUCCAAAUCACCCAAGAUAUGGAUCAGCAAAAGUGUUCCACAAAAGUGGAUUCUUUGGAAUCAUUAACCGUCUCGUACCAACAUGUAAAUAAAGCCACAACCCCGGAAUCUGAAAGUAUCUUUGUAGGAAGUAGGAAAAGGAAGACAAGAGAAGUUUCAGUACAGACUGAUGAAGAAUAUCCUGUUGAAAGAAAUCAAAGUCCAAACAAACACUCUUCAUUUAAGUCUGAAUUUCAAUUUGGGAAAUCAUUUAGAAAAUCACUUUCACUAGAUACUGGACUACACCAUCUAAAUAGUGACCUUCAAGAGCACAGUCAAACUGCUGCCACCCACUGCUGCUGUCACCAUUGCUGCUGUGCCCACCACCACUGCUCUUCAUCUUGGCACAAAGGGACAAAAGACUCAUCGAAGGUUGGUACGUCACACUUGGAAGGCUAUCGUCUCAAUACCCUGGAAGAAUUGCAGCAGGCAGUGAAGAUUAUCUCAGCAUAUCCAUUGGCCAUUCAGGAAAUUGUAACCACAAAACAAUUUCUGCAGCAUUUUCAGAAUCAGCUGCUGGACAUAGAGAAGUGUAUCACUGAGCAGCAGGCUUUAGUCUACAGUGUCCUCAGUGAGGAUGAGAGGGAGGAAGUGAAACGACUGCAGAAACUACGCCAGGCAGUGUACAAUGAGAUCACAGAGUUAGGAGUUCAACUUGAGGAUCGGGCUCGGCAAGUUGAAGAAGAAAUGAGUAUGCAGCUGCAAUCAUUGCUAAAGGAACAGUCCACGUUUUACUCAUCUCUUGAAAAGCCCAAGAAAGUGAGUGGGAUGACAUCAGUGAGUCACACAGAAUCAUCACCCAGCGUGUGCAAUUCAACAGCUUCACUGAGACCGGACUUCACAUCAGCAUCUUUGAUCCCUUCAGAGGAGCCUGACUCCAGUGCAGCAUCAGGACACAAACGAGUGAAUUCACUUUCUCCUUCAAUGGCACAGAAAGCUUCCAUUGAAAUUAACACCACUGCCAAACCAAAUGUGGAGAGCAGUUCAUCCCAGCUGAAAGCCACAAAGCAAAACAACCAACCAGGAGCAGUGGAUAUUCGAACCAUUCUCCAAAAUAUUUUUGCAUUGAUCUUGACGCCCAUUAUUGAACGUCCAUCCAAGCAGUGGGAAUGGAAUCUGCGGGGGUUCUUGGGUGUGGUGAAGAAGCCAGACUGACCUGAACAUCACAAUAGCUGAUCCACAUCUCAUUAACCAUAGUGAACUCACAGCCAGAUUGUUUUGUCAUUCCCUGAACUCUCAGUCAACGGUGCAGUCUUAUUGCUGAAUACAUUAUGCAGCAAAAAAUAAUUCAUUCUAAAGUUUAAACUAAUGCUGUAACACUAAAAUCAUACAGGACAUUUACCUAAUUUAAAACUAUCGAUGAUCACCGGUAACACCAGCACUUUAAAGUUGUUAACCUAUUC
Messenger RNA from Callorhinchus milii (elephant shark), 2125 nucleotides. Its product is annotated as protein ITPRID1-like. The transcript has 8 exons. The record is from RefSeq and is a predicted model, not a curated record. The coding region runs from base 90 to 1877 and encodes 595 amino acids. Lineage: Eukaryota; Metazoa; Chordata; Chondrichthyes; Chimaeriformes; Callorhinchidae.